GUGUGCUGGGGUCGGGCAGAUAGUGUGUUGCGCUGGGUGCAUAGAGGAGGGCGGCAGUGAUCGCUGGGAGCCGGGCAGAUCCCCCCGGGCGGCUGUGCAGUGUGCGGAGAUCCAUCCUCCCCCGUCUGUCAGUGGUACAGGCCGUGAAGAGAGUGGUCUCCGGGGGCUCGGAGCGGCUCAGUCAGUCAGUCGGUGUGAGAGGAGCGGGCGCUGCUGCUGCUGGGAGCGGCUGUCCGUGUGUCUGUACGACCGGGGGUCCCGACUGCUGCUCUCUCCCCCGCCGCCGCGCCAUGCACAGUGUCCCACCAAUGCUCCGCUGAAUGUGGACCCUGACGAGUCACUCUGGAUAUUGUCACAAGAAGCUGCUGUAAGGACACACCAUGGGGCAGUUACAGGACUUCCUGGCUUCCUACUUUCUUCUUUUGUGUUCCAUCACCAAGGCGGCCACGUUCCCGAGCUUUACAGUGUCCGACACGUCUCUUACACACCUCGCCGUGCACAAGCACACAGGGGACGUUUACAUUGGUGCAGUGAACAGAGUCUACAAGCUGUCGGAGAACCUGACGGAGUUGCGCUCUCACCUGACUGGCCCUAUUGACGAUAACUCGCGCUGCUACCCCCCGCCCUCUGUCCGUGUCUGCACUCACAAGCUCUCUCCCUCUGACAACGUCAAUAGACUUUUGUUGAUUGACUACACGGGUAAUAGGGUGGUGGCCUGUGGCAGUGUAUGGCAAGGGAUAUGCCAGUUUCUAAGGCUAGACAAUCUCUUUAAACUGGGAGAACCCCACCACCGUAAGGAGCAUUAUUUAUCUGGGGCAAGGGAGCCGGACUCAAUGACUGGGGUGAUUGUGGAACAAGAUGCAGAGCAGAGCAAACUUUUCAUUGGUACUUCUAUCGAUGGCAAAUCGGAGUAUUUCCCCACUCUCUCCAGCCGCAAGCUUGUGAGAAACGAGGAGAACGAGGAGAUGUUCCGCCUGGUGUACCAGGAUGAGUUUGUGUCUUCUCAGAUAAAGGUGCCCUCUGACACCCUCUCGCUGCACCCGUCCUUUGACAUAUACUAUGUGUAUGGCUUUGUCAGUGGUGGCUUUGUGUAUUUUUUGACAUUACAAUUGGAUACACAACAGACAUUGCUGGAUGCCACCGGGGAAAAGUUCUUCACUUCUAAGAUUGUGCGGAUGUGCUCCGGAGACCCAGAGUUCUACUCUUAUGUGGAGUUCCCUAUUGGAUGCACAAAAGACGGAGUAGAAUACAGGCUUAUUCAGAGUGCCUAUCUUAACCGGCCAGGGCAGAAACUGGCACAAGAACUAGGGAUACCAGAGGAUGAGGCUGUUCUAUACACCGUCUUCUCACAAGGACAGAAGAACAGAUCCAACCCUCCACGUGAGUCUGUUCUUUGCCUUUUCACCCUCAGCCAGAUCAACAAACACAUAAAGGAGAGGAUACAGUCCUGCUACCGCGGGGAGGGAAAGCUGUCUCUGCCCUGGCUGCUUAACAAAGAACUGCCCUGCAUUAAUACGCCUAUGCAUAUCCACGAUGGCUUCUGCGGAAUGGCUUUGAAUCAGCCAAUCGGGGGUCUGAAUGUGAUUGAGGGACUGCCUCUGUUUGAGGAGAAAAUGGAUGGCAUGGCUAGUGUGGCCGCGUACAGCUACAACGGGCAUUCUGUGGUAUUUGUGGGCACUCGUGUUGGGACUCUGAAGAAGAUUCGCGUGGACAGUCCUGCAGAUGCUGUGCUGUACGACAGUGCCGCUGUGGUGCCAGGGAAACCCAUAUUGAGGGACAUGGUGUUCAGCCCGGACUGGCAGUCUGUCUACAUCCUGAGCGAGAAACAGGUCAGCCGCGUUCCUGUGGAGAGUUGUCAGAGGUAUAACUCCUGUACCGUGUGCCUGGGGUCCGGAGACCCUCAUUGUGGCUGGUGUGUACUUCACAGCAGGUGUUGCCGGGAUACUGAGUGUGAACGAGCUGCUGAGCCUCAUCGAUUUACUACUGAUCUGAAUCAAUGCGUCCGUCUGGAAGUGACUCCCAAUAAUGUCUCCGUCAGUGUUCCUGAGCUGCUGCUGAAUCUGUCGGUGCAGAAUGUUCCUGAUCUGUCAGCGGGUGUCACCUGUGUGUUUGGUGAUGUGGCAGAGAGCGAGGCCGCAUUGGGGGAUAGAACGAUCCAGUGCUCCUCCCCCUCUCUACGCGACGUAUCUGGGAUUACUGGGGGACUUGGUGCGCUACACACUGUUCUACUACAUCUGAAGUCUAAGGAGACCGGCCUGAGAUUCGCCAGCACCGACUUUGUUUUUUACAACUGCAGCAUUCUCCAGUCGUGCCUUUCCUGUGUGAGCAGUCAGUACCCGUGUCACUGGUGUAAAUACCGUCAUGUAUGUACUCACAAUGCGGACGAGUGCUUCUUCCUGGAGGGACGAGUCAACCGCACAGAUGGUUGCCCAGAGAUCAUCCCUACCGAUGAAAUCCUGAUACCAGUGGGGGUAGUGCAGCCGAUCACCCUGAAAGCCAAGAACCUCCCGCAGCCUCAAUCCGGGCAGAAGAACUACGAAUGUGUCUUCAACAUCGAGGGGAAAGUCCAGCGGGUUCCAGCUGUGAGGUUCAACAGCAGCAGCGUACAGUGUCAGAACACUUCGUACACAUAUGAAGGGAAUGAAUCUGGUGACCUGUCUGUUGAUUUCUCCAUCGUGUGGGACGGACAUUUUUAUAUCGAUAAACCAGCCACAUUUAAAGCUUUGCUAUACAAAUGUCACGCUCAGCGGGAGAGCUGCGGUCUCUGUUUGAAGGCAGAUCCACGCUUUGAAUGCGGCUGGUGUGUAUCAGACAGUAAAUGCCUCCUCCGCCAGUAUUGUGCAAACCCCAAGACCAACUGGAUGCAUCUCAGCAAAAGGAACACGCGCUGUACCAAUCCCCAAAUCUAUGAGAUUCAUCCACUUACUGGCCCGAGAGAGGGAGGGACCAAAGUGACCAUUAGUGGGGCUAACCUUGGCUUGUACUUCCGAGAGGUGUGGGUGCAGGUGGCAGGGGUGCAGUGUGCGUCGGUGCCCUCGCAGUAUGUCAGCGCUGAGAGGAUAGUGUGUGAGAUGGAGGAGUCGCUGGUUCCUAACCCCGCCCCUGGCGUUGUAGAGCUGUGCAUUGGAGACUGCAGCGCAGAGUACAGGACUCAGUCUGACCAGCUGUACACUUUUGUGACUCCCAGUUUUUAUGAAGUGAGCCCCAUGAGGGGCCCGGCGUCUGGCGGUACGCGACUCACUAUCAGUGGGCGGAACCUGGAUGCCGGCAGCGCAGUGUCUGUACUUGUCAGAGGAUCAGAUUGUCGCUUUGUGAAGAGAAAUGUGCAUGAAAUCAUUUGCAUAUCGCCAGACUCCUCCCAGGGUCCCAGCUCUGCAGAUAUUACUGUGAGGAUUGACAAGGCCAGUGUACGGAACCCGGCAGUGAGAUACAUAUACACAGAGGAUCCCAGCGUCUCUCGCCUGGAGCCAGCCUGGAGUAUCUAUAAUGGCAGCACUUCAAUCACUGUGACCGGCACACAUUUACUCACCAUUCAGGAACCUCGGGUUCGGGCCAAGUAUUCCGGCAUAGAGACGGUCAAUACCUGUCGCAUAAUUAAUGACACGCUGAUGCUCUGCAAGACUCCUGGUAUUUACCCCUCAAGUGGCGAGCUAGUUCCAGAUGAAGGAAUUCAGCCGGAUGAGUUUGGGUUCAUCUUGGACAAUGUAACUGCCCUCCGUGCUCUGAACUCUACCACGUUUACUUAUUACCCCAACCCUGUUGUGGAAUCGUUUGGCUCUGGCGGUAUCUUGGAGAUCAAACCAGGGUCUCACGUCAUCCUCAAGGGGAAAAAUUUGCAGCCUGCUGCCCCUGGAGGUGCUAAACUGAACUACACCGUCCUGAUUGGUGAUGUGCCUUGUGCUCUUACAGUUUCUGAUGCUCAGCUACUCUGUGAUUCUCCUAGUCAGACUGGAGAGCACCGUGUUACUAUCAUGGUGGGCGGAAUGGAGUUCUCUCCAGGAACCCUGAGGAUUUACUUAGACAGCUCGCUCACCUUGCCAGCCAUUGUGGGGAUCGGUGCCGGAGGGGGACUGUUGCUUCUUGCGAUCAUUGCCGUCCUCAUUGCUUACAAAAGGAAAACACGGGACGCUGACCGUACGCUCAAAAGGCUCCAGAUGCAGAUGGAUAACCUGGAGUCACGAGUAGCAUUGGAGUGUAAGGAAGCAUUUGCCGAGCUCCAGACCGACAUCAAUGAGCUGACCAAUAAUAUGGACGGAGUAAAGAUCCCAUUUCUGGAUUACAAAACCUACGCUAUGCGGGUCUUGUUCCCUGGCAUAGAAGACCACCCUGUACUCAAGGAGCUGGACAUCCCCCCUAAUGUGGAGAAAGCCCUGAGACUCUUUGGCCAGCUCCUGAACAACAAGACCUUCCUACUGACCUUCAUCCACACCCUGGAAAACCAGCGCAGCUUCUCCAUGCGUGACCGUGGCAACGUAGCCUCACUGACUAUGGUGUCGCUCCAGGGCAGAAUGGAAUACGCCACCGUCCUCCUCAAACAGCUGUUAAGUGACCUAAUCGAGAAGAACCUGGAGAGCAAGAACCACCCUAAACUACUUUUGCGCAGGACGGAGUCUGUGGCAGAGAAGAUGUUAACGAACUGGUUCACAUUCCUACUGUAUAAAUUCCUCAAGGAAUGUGCAGGUGAGCCGCUCUUCAUGCUUUUUUGUGCCAUCAAGCAACAAAUGGAAAAAGGGCCAAUCGAUGCCAUUACUGGGGAGGCCAGGUACUCACUGAGCGAGGACAAGCUCAUCCGGCAACAGAUUGACUACAAAGUACUGACCCUGAGCUGCAUUUGCCCAGACAGUGAGAAUGGAACAGAAAUCCCUGUGAAGGUCAUUAAUUGUGAUACAGUGACCCAGACCAAGGAUAAGCUGCUGGAUGCCGUCUAUAAGGGAAUUCCCUACACCCAGAGGCCCAAAGCAGAAGACAUGGACCUUGAAUGGCGUCAGGGACGUAUCACCCGCAUUGUCCUUCAGGAUGAGGAUGUCACUACCAAAAUUGAAUGCGACUGGAAGAGGCUGAACACAUUGGCACAUUACCAGGUUACAGAUGGCUCCACUGUGGCUCUGAUUCCAAAGCAGGUUUCCGCUUACAACAUCACCAACUCCUUCACAUUUACACGCUCCCUCAGUCGGUAUGAGAGCCUUCUCCGCACGUCUAGUAGCCCAGACAGCUUGCGCUCACGAGCCCCCAUGAUCACUCCCGACCAGGAGACUGGCACCAAACUGUGGCAUCUGGUGAAGAAUCAUGACCACACCGACCAUAAAGAGGGUGACCGUGGCAGCAAAAUGGUAUCCGAGAUCUACCUUACUAGGUUAUUGGCCACAAAGGGCACUUUGCAGAAGUUUGUGGACGACCUGUUUGAGACCGUGUUCAGCACAGCACAUCGAGGCAGUGCCCUUCCCCUUGCCAUCAAAUACAUGUUUGACUUUUUAGACGAGCAGGCAGAUCGAAGGCAGAUAUCUGACCCAGAUGUCCGGCACACCUGGAAAAGCAACUGCUUGCCACUGCGCUUCUGGGUGAAUGUAAUAAAGAAUCCUCAAUUCGUCUUUGACAUCCACAAAAACAGCAUCACGGAUGCGUGCUUGUCUGUGGUGGCUCAGACAUUCAUGGACUCUUGUUCCACCUCUGAACAUCGACUUGGAAAGGACUCUCCAAGUAACAAACUUCUUUAUGCCAAGGACAUUCCGAACUAUAAGACCUGGGUGGAACGAUACUACAGAGACAUCAACAAGAUGGCUGCUAUUAGCGACCAGGAUAUGGAUGCCUAUCUGGUGGAACAGUCACGCUUGCAUGCAAAUGACUUUAACUCCCUCAGUGCUCUCAGUGAGCUCUUCUUCUAUGUGAACAAAUACCGGGAGGAGAUCCUCACGGCCUUGGAUCGGGAUUCAUAUUGCCGGAAACACAAGCUGCGGCAGAAGUUGGAACAAGUUAUCAACAUGGUUUCCAGUAAUAGCUGAACCAUGUGAUCCCCUCUUUGUCCUUUAUAUCCCUCAACCUUUACAUCCCAGGAAACCAAGAUGAGACAGAAAUGAAUAGGUAGAGGCCCACUUGGAGGCCGACAAUACCAUAAAGUGACUAGGAGGGGUGAUGGGCAAUGUGCAAAGCUAUGGUACUGCCAUAGAGACUCCACAGAAGCAGCACCUGAAUCCAGAUCACCAGCCAUGGCACCCCAUGGCAUGCCCGUGCCUCACUCUUCUAUGUCUGUGACAAGGUGCCCGUGUUCCAGUGCCUUGUUCUUGGGAGAGCAGAGCUGUGACUGCACACUGUUGUAAUAAUACUGGUUGACCACUGGAUGGGGUCGGUGUAAACACCAACUAUCUCUAACUUUUUGAGGGCACAGCGUCCUCGCCUACCACCCUUGUCCCUAGACUACCAGGACUCCCUAGCCAAUCCGGAGCUUGCACACAGUGAGGACCUAACGUGAAGCCAUAUGACUCAGAGGGACAUGUGCCCCCCAUGUUUGUUAUCCACUAAUAAUCUCAGUGCACUAUUGUACCCCGAGUUCCUUGCUGCUCCUCUUAUGUGUUUUCAGUGCAACCCCAGACCCUGUGUAGAGCAGGACCAUGUACUACUUAUCUGUGAUGUGACAUGGGGUUAUCCCAAGAUUAGGUUUUAUAGGUAGGAGGGGACCCCUUUAUGUUAAUGAGAUUUGUGCCAUGCGAUAUCAGUGCUAUUUUUAUUACAGAAGGAGGUGGAUGGGAGCCCCCCCCCCCCCCCCCCCCCCACAUUGUACUAUGUUCCCUGGAUAUCAUGACUGUCAGGAACUAGAUUGUGUUGGGUUACAGACGUCUGCUACAUGAAUUCUCCUUGCGUCUUGAUUUAACACUUUGGUUUCUGCAGUACUCCACUUACCGGAGUAAUAAGUGGCCCAGUCUGUCUUGUGUAUAGCUGUGUGAGUCAGGGCGCCCUGGUAAUUUGUGGACUAAGCAUUCAUUCCAGGCUCUGGUAUCUAGAUCUUGGGUUUUAUAUUUAAUUUUAUUUAUUUAACUUAUUCUUAUUUUAUCCUCUGCUGCAAAUUUUUAUAUGGAAUCUGUUCUAAGUGGGGAGGUGCGAGGUGUGUGUGUGUAAUGUGUGUCUUCAGUUGUCUAUGGAAAUUACAUUUAUUUUUAACUAUUCUGGGUCACAACCAACAAGACUAUUAGAAUAACAUGGUGAGCAUCCCUUUACCCCCUAUCAACCUCCCCCGACGUUCCUGCAUUGUAAAUUCUCACAGACCUGUAAUAUUGUGUGAGGUGUUAUAUGCAGCCUGCUCCAAGUGACCUCAGAACAUGGGAGUUGCAGUAAGGGGACCGAUCCAGCAGCCGUCAUGUGUGCCAUCCCAGAGGAAUAUCUCUGCCGGGGACACAAACCAAAGCAUUACAAGAAAGCAAUAACCAAGCACCAGGAAACUGCAAGCUGGCUUCACAUUUCUUAGCUACCCAUAGAGAAUCAGCACCACCCCAUUCAUGGUUCACCUUAACCCGCCAUGUUCUGAGCUUUAGCUGCCAUAUACGUAAUCUUGUUGCUUUCUUCCCAUUGUUGCUUAAAAGACUAAUCCAAACAUCCAACAUGGUACUUCUAUAUGGAACCACUUUAUUCCUAUUUCUGUAGAUAUUCCUUAGGUGUUAUACUGCCUGACUUCCCGUGUCAGGUGCAUCCUUGGACCCUCCUGUCCUGUAUGUGUUCCUGGGCCCUCCUGUUCUUGCAAUGGUUGAAUCACUGACCCCUUUUCUCCAUAUACUGGGUUCAUUCCUGGAACACUAUGUCCCUGUGCUGGGUGGGCCCCUUUGGUCCUUGUGCUGAACCCCUCAUUUCCUACUCCCCAUUCCUCCCAUACUGAUUUACCCCAUCCUUGUGCUUGACUGAUCUCACACCUGGCCCUGGGUAGCUGCCUGUCCUCGCCCCUGGCCCUGGGUAGCUGCCUGCCCUCACCCCUGGCCCUGGGUAGCUGCUUGCCCUCACCCCUGGGUAGCUGCCUGCCCUCACCCCUGGCCCUGGGUAGCUGCCUGUCCUCGCCCCUGGCCCUGGAUAGCUCCCUGCCCUCACCCUGGCCCUGGGUAGCUGCUUGCCCUCACCCCUGGAUAGCUCCCUGCCCUCACCCCUGGCCCUGGGUGGCUCCCUGCCCUCACCCCUGGCCUGGGUAGCUGCCUGCUCUUACCCCUGGGGAGCCACCUACUCUCACCCUAGACCCAUGAGUAGGCACCUGAGCUCACCCCUCAACACCCCCUUUCCUUCUCUGCUUGGUGUCAGACUGCCAAUGUUCUUUGUUGCCAAACUGGAAACAUUCCAUACUAGCGUAUGUGUGUGCGCGCACCUACCCGACAAUACCUCACACAUGCAGGGUUCCCAGUGUGUAAAUAUGGAGAAACAUAUAUAUUUUGUAAGUCUGUGCCACUGUCUUGUAUCCCCCUCUUCAUCCCACAGAACCCCUUCACUACCAGUUCCAUUUCUGCUGGAAGGAAUGGUGACUUGUUGAGAUUUGAUCUUGUCUCGCAUCUCCACCAGGAAUGAAGGGAUUUAGGUGCCUUAGUAACAUACUCCACCCCAUAGGAUCUGAUCCAGAGAUGACACAUGCAGGGUCCACAGUAUUUAUCAGCACUUUAUGUCUACAGUGGCGGCGGAUCCGAUACUGUGAGCAUGGCGUUUUUAUUUCAUGAUGUUCUUUUGCAAAAUAAAUGAUUUCCAAUGCAAA
Molecule: messenger RNA, 8713 nt
Organism: Pseudophryne corroboree (corroboree frog)
Lineage: Eukaryota; Metazoa; Chordata; Amphibia; Anura; Myobatrachidae
Gene: PLXNA3
Product: plexin A3
Exons: 32
Coding region: 381-5999 (1872 amino acids)
Biological process (GO): negative regulation of cell adhesion; regulation of GTPase activity; regulation of cell shape
Cellular component (GO): semaphorin receptor complex; plasma membrane
Molecular function (GO): semaphorin receptor activity; protein binding
Source: RefSeq, a predicted model, not a curated record